This is a messenger RNA of Ficedula albicollis (Collared flycatcher), 3171 nucleotides long. RefSeq names its product zinc finger protein 511 (gene ZNF511). The coding region runs from base 1 to 726 and encodes 241 amino acids. The transcript is spliced from 8 exons. Lineage: Eukaryota; Metazoa; Chordata; Aves; Passeriformes; Muscicapidae. The record is from RefSeq and is a predicted model, not a curated record.
AUGAACAGCGGUGGGAUCCUCAUCCCGGGACGACCCGACGGGCCCGGACACGGCGCCCAGGCAGCGGCUGAUGGGGACGUGCACAGGCACCUCUACCUGCAGGGCGUCCUCACCAGCCUGGAGGAGGUGGCCGAGAGACCCAAGGUGUCCGAGUUCAGCUGCCACAUCUCCGGGUGCAGCCAGGUGUUUGACACGCUGGAGAGCUAUGAGCACCACUACAACACCCUGCACAGGAACGUCUGCUCCUUCUGCAAGCGCUCCUUUCCCUCUGGGAAUCUCUUGGAUAUCCACAUCUUGGAGUGGCACGACUCCCUCUUCCAGAUAAUGGCCGAGAAGCAAAAUAUGUACCAGUGUCUGGUGGAAGGCUGCACGGAGAAGUUCAAGAGCAGCAAGGACAGGAAGGAUCACCUGGUGACCGUGCACCUUUACCCUGUUGACUUUCGGUUUGACAGGCCCAAGAAGGUGAAAUGUGGCUCCAAGCACACGAGCUCUCCCGUGGAGCAGGGUGCCAGCGUGCCCAUGGAUGUGAGUGUGGAGAUGGCAGAGCAAUUCCAGGUGAAUCCCGUGGAAACAGGGCCUGAGGAGAACAUGGAGAUCUCUCAGCCUGCAGCCAGCCCUGGCCCCUCACUGCCAGAGAAACGGCUCUACAAAUCCAGGAUCCCACCCACAAUUUGCUUCGGACAAGGUGCCACCCGAGGAUUUAAAGGACCACGGAAGAAAGUCUGAAAGUCAGCGCAGCAGAUUUGUGCAAGAUGAGCAGGCAUGGAGCCAGUGCCACCAGGGAUAUUUCCAGUUCCCACUCCAUGGAAUAAACCACCCAAACCAAUUGAAGCUCUGCCAGAAUUUGGGCACGAGUUCCUGAUGUCAAACAGAACUGGCAUCACCUGACUGAGUUAAAAAUCCUCAAGAUUUUAGGAAGGGGAACCCAGAACCUGUGGCGAGGUGUUAAGAAAACUGUCCUGCAGCUGAGGCUGCACAGGAUUGGGUGUUUUAUUUUUUGCCUCUUGGGGGUAUAAAAUGGAUUCAAGAAGUUACAAGAUGACAACAUGACUGUAUGGAAGCUGGAGUCACUGAGAAAAGAAAAUGGGAGGAAAAAAAAAACCACUGGUCCUUUGUUCUUACAUUCUUCAUCUCGCUGAAGUCUUUUCUGCACCCCAGCACCUGCUCUGAAAGGUUUGUCUGGGCCAGGAGAAGCAUUUUCACAGGGAGUUAAAAUAAAGUGACUUCCAACCAGGUGAAUAAAUAAAAGGAAUUUUUACAAAAUUGCUUCAUAGAGAAUUUAAGUGCUGUUUUGAAGCCCAGGCAGAGUCAGACGUGUGGAAUGAACCUCCCUCACUUUGCUGCAAGUGCUGCCAAAAUCAAGUUGGGAUUCCCUGUUGUCUUUCCCUUCCUUUGUAAUCUCAUCCUCCUGGAAAAAAACUGGAAUCAGAGGCACUGGUCUUGGGGUCCUGGUGAAUCUUGGCACUCAAAAAUUGUGCAUAAGAGGAAAAAAUGAGGUUUCUGGAACAAUGUUUAUCCAAGAAGCUUAGGAUCUAUAAUUGCAUUUUUUUCCCUUCCCCCUCUCUGCGAGGAAUAGAUCAAAGGGGCUUUGAAAAAUCCUUGCAAAUGGGAGCAGGGAAUGAUGUUUAUGGAGAUGUAGGAGAUUUCCCAGUGAGUUUUAAAAAGCUUCACUCUGUUUAAAACUCAUCUGGCUUGUCCAGCCCUAAUCCCUGCUCCGUGGGCUCUGGAGAGUGCUGUCUCCAGCAGGCAACUGCCACACAGCUGCCCAGGGACAUCUCUCAGCAGGGACCAAAAAUCACUUCCCAGCACUAAAGCCCCAAAUGAGGCUUUUUCCCCACACUGGGAUAUCGGGGAAUGGGAAGCAGGCCCCAUGCUACAGGAGAUGCCUGCAGGCUUUGGUACAAAGGUCAGGCAGGAGCCCAGUCUGCUCUUAUGUGCUCAGGUGCACCUGACCUGGGAAUUCCUUUUUCCCCAGAGUCCAGGGUCCCUGAGUGCCCUUGCUGUUGAGAAACAAACUGAAGUUGCAGUUCCAGCCUCAGGGCUCCUGACUGGCUCUCUUCAACAAAGUAUUUCCCAGCUGGCCAGCGGCUGUCAAAAAUCCUUAUUUCAAGCCAAAACUUGGAUUUCCCAUCUCUCCAGAGAUUGUGCACUGGCAGGAGGACACGGACCUGCCUGCCCUGGAGAGUCCAGGGGUGCAAUCUCCCUGAGCAGCAGGACCUGGAUCCACCCAGGGCCACGGGGCGGGCAAAGUGCGAGGUGGGUGUGGCAGCAGGCAGCCAGGGACAGGUACCUACAGUCUCUGCCAGCCCCGGUGGGCACAGGGACAGGCUGUGGGCCAGCACCAGCCACACGGCUCGUGCCACAUCUCUGCCAUCUCUCUCUUCUCCACCCGAGGGCCAUGGGGCUCUGCGGUGUGACCGUCCUGCUGGGCGCUGCCCUCCUCCUGCUGGCACCCGGCGGCACCCAGGCUCUGAGCAGCUCCUGGUGGAAGGACCUGGCCCCGGAGCAGGAUUUGGCUGAGGAAAUCAUUCUGGGUGUAGGAACCACUGAGGAUGGUGAACCAGGUAUAAAGGUCUUCUCCAGCAGUGCCUGGGCUCACAGGGGCUCAGCCCAAGUCCAGGCAAGACCAGAAAGGGAUCGUGACCGCCUCCAGCACGCCCAAGGUGAUGCCAGGGAGGCCAACGCCCCUGUGCCGUUCUGGAUGCUGGCCCUGGAGGUGCAGAAUGGCCCGGAGGAGGAUCGUGACCACCUCUACCACCCCUACCAGCCCCAGGAUGAUGCCAGGGAGGCUGACACCUACAGGCCAGCCCGGAUGCUGUCCCUGAAGGUGCAGAAUGGCCCAGAGGAGGAUCGUGACCACGUCUACCACAGCUGAGUGGAGAUGUGCCCGGGAAAUGAGGGGUGGGAGCCACCCCUGGGGCUUCUUGGUAAAAUUUGCCUCUUCCUACCCAGCCUUGAGCCUCACCAAUAAACCCACUACUCCCCUCUCUACGUCCUGGUGGGAUCCUCAUUACUGCCAGAAACCCACUGCUAAUUGCAGGGCCUCCAAACCUGCAGGAACUCCCUCAGGAUUACCCAAGCUGCCAGGCAGGGCAAGGACAAUGCCCUGGGACAGGAGACUCAGCCCCAGGUAAGGCUGAGGCCAGGCAAACUCAGCACAUCGGUGCUGUG